AUGCCGUCGACAGAUCAGCUAGAGUCCUCCAAGAAACGCAAAUCAGAUGACACUGCUGCUGGACCAUCGAACACGACCAAACGGGUGAAGCCUGUGGCCGCCAAUUGCAGCAAUUGCGGUGUACCCUUCGUGGCCGGCGACGACCAAGACGCACCCUGCCAGUACCAUCCAGGUCAUCUUGAAGCGCGCGACGACGACGAGGAGGACUUCUGGGCGGACCAUGAAGAGGACCACUUUGGCGAAAUCGACAGCGAUGAUCUCAAGGCCGAUCUUACAGAGGGCUACAAUUGGGAUUGCUGUGACAAGAACGGUAGAACUGAGGGUUGCCUGAGACGAAGCGGUCAUUCAACGGGUCGACCGAUUGAGCAAGCCCGUCUGCAACGAAUGGGUCUUAAACUCUCGAACGCGAACUUGGAAGUCGAAGAUCGUGGCGCUCGGCCCUGGGAGGUAUGA
Molecule: messenger RNA, 453 nt
Organism: Cyphellophora attinorum
Lineage: Eukaryota; Fungi; Ascomycota; Eurotiomycetes; Chaetothyriales; Cyphellophoraceae
Exons: 1
Coding region: 1-453 (150 amino acids)
Source: RefSeq, a predicted model, not a curated record